Chanos chanos (milkfish) is the source of this 279-nucleotide messenger RNA. RefSeq names its product protein S100-B. The transcript is spliced from 2 exons. Gene Ontology annotation, cellular component: cytoplasm; nucleus. Gene Ontology annotation, biological process: positive regulation of cell population proliferation; positive regulation of canonical NF-kappaB signal transduction. The coding region runs from base 1 to 279 and encodes 92 amino acids. The record is from RefSeq and is a predicted model, not a curated record. NCBI's taxonomy places the organism in Eukaryota, Metazoa, Chordata, Actinopteri, Gonorynchiformes, Chanidae. Gene Ontology annotation, molecular function: S100 protein binding; calcium-dependent protein binding; RAGE receptor binding.
AUGUCAGAGCUUGAAAAUGCCAUUAUCACAAUCAUACAUGUGUUCCACAAGUACUCCGGUCACAAGUGUAAACUGAAGAAGUCUGAACUGAGAGCUCUCAUUAACACUGAGAUGAGUCAUUUCAUCACGAAAGUUCAGGACAGUGAAACCCUUGAUGAGCUCUUCUCUGACCUUGACCAGAACGGAGACUUGAGGAUUGACUUUCAGGAAUUCAUCGCUCUGAUCGCCAUGGUGACCUCAGGGUGUCAUGACCUCUUCAUCUCGGAGCGCCAUAAUUAA